Dreissena polymorpha is the source of this 6637-nucleotide messenger RNA. RefSeq names its product store-operated calcium entry regulator STIMATE-like. The transcript has 8 exons. Bases 424 to 1290 code for a protein of 288 amino acids. The record is from RefSeq and is a predicted model, not a curated record. NCBI's taxonomy places the organism in Eukaryota, Metazoa, Mollusca, Bivalvia, Myida, Dreissenidae. Gene Ontology annotation, cellular component: membrane.
AUUUACUUCCGGGUUAUAACACCAGAAUCAAUUAAAACCACCAUACAAGCAAAAGGAGUCAAUUGAUCCGUGACGUGUCGUCUCAUUAAAAUAUAUCAUUUAACUGGCAGUGCACGAUAACGUCGUAAAAAUUUGUUUUAAGUUCAAUCUUGUAAUAAAUGAUCAAAAGCUAGAAACAUUUCUCUUGUACAUAGUAACAACUCAACAAAGUACUUUUGCUCUGUGGUAUCUGUAUAUUCUGUAUUAGUUUGUUAAUCUGUUUUAAAUCAAUUUGUAUGUACCAUUGUGAUCUGAACAAUACGUGUGAUUCGUAGAUAGAACUUUAGGUUUUUUUUUUUAUUUAUGGUGCUUGAAUUUUUAAUGGUGCUUUUUUGCUAAUUUAUCAACAUAUGAAUUCACACUGCUCACAAUUUUGAACACGAAAUGGAUUCUGUACAUCAAGUCAUUUCUCAAAGUGCUGCUCUCAACAAAACAGUGGACAAUGCAGCCAGCAAAUCGGAAGCAUUUCACUGCAAUACUGGAUACCUGAUGAAUGCUCUGGGCUUGUUUCUGCAGUUCUUGUUGGCAGUGCUGGCAUUUACAUCCCUUAUCUUGAAAAGAUUUUGUGAACCAAAGUAUGAAAGGAGACCAUGGAAAAUUUGGUUUUUUGACACAUCCAAGCAGGCUUUUGGAGCUGCUGUCAUACAUUUUGCAAAUGUGUUCUUGGCAGAUGUGUUCAGAGGGGACCCCUGUACCUGGUAUAUUGUUAGCUUUCUUCUGGACUCGACCAUUGGAAUCUUGAUUAUCUACCUGGGACUUAAGAUCACUCAGCUCAUCGUGCACAGGAGGAAGAUGGAGACCCUCUACUUUGGGGAAUAUGGUACGCCCCCACAGUGCAGCUCCUGGGUGGGCCAGUGUGGGCUCUACAUCCUGGUGAUGAUACUAGAGAAGAUCCUCAUGACCGGCCUCAUACAGUUCAGCUUCUGGGAAGAUGUACGGAAGAUCAUCAUGUCGCCAGUGAAGGACCCCAAAGUGGAGCUUGUCAUUGUGAUGUUUGUUGUACCAUUGGUGAUUAAUGCAUUUAUAUUCUGGGUUGUGGAUAACUUCCUGAAGAGGAACACAAAAAACACAAAGACCAUCUACGUGAGCGAUGAUGAUCACUCUGUGCGCUACAAUCGCUCAGAAAGCACGGCUAGGUUGUACAAUCGUAUAGAGCGUGUUGAAGACGGUGACUCAGACAUCAUCCUCACAGACGACGACCCCGACGUGCGCCACCGCAGGAAUGACAGCACAGAGGAUCUCAUCAGUUAAUGCUCAUAGUUUGCAGAAGGGGAUGUCAUUGGAAUUGUAAAAUAGUGUGCCUGAAAUGUUUCAGACCAGGUUGGUUUUGUGCGUGUUCAUGUAUCACUUAUGAAUUUUGUUCCAGUAUUGGCAAGUAUGUGAUAACACAUAUUUUAAUAUACAUGUAUGUGAAUUCCAGUCAAAUGCAAUACUUUUUCAAUGUUCAACUUUUAUUUAUUCAGAUAAAUGAGAGUUGAAGCUUUUCUUACUUUAAGUGAACAUUGGCAAUGUCUGGUUAUUUUAGGGAUUGCGUCAAAUACCAAAAUUGGUAUAGGAAUAAUAUGCUUGUCAUUAGAUUGAAUAUUUGAAUAAGCACAUGAUUGGAGAAAGGUUCUUUGAAAUUUGUGGCAUAGAAGACAAUCAUUAUUUUGUAAACAAAAUGUAAUUUAUCAAUAUUUUUUAUUUACAUUUUGUAUUUUCUUAUACAUUGUAAUUGUAUUAAAAAUGAGAUAAAAUCAUAAAAAUGACACCAGCAUAGGACCCAAUUAAGUUGUUAUUUCUGAAAAAUAUCUCAAAUUCCUCUCAAUUUUGUCAUGCCUGCUUAUGGAAGCUUAAAAUUGAUGUCAAAGUGUGGCAGUAAAGUGUCACAGGUAAGUGCCAUGCCCAUAGCUCAAACGUCACACGUACAGGUCACAUUCAAUUUUGAGGAUUAUACAGCUAUGUCUAUUUAUUCAUUAUUACUAAUUAGUGUUGUAAGAACUUGUCAAAUAUCUUUAUUUUGUUGCUUUGUUACUGUUCAACAGUGCCAUUUUACAGAUUACCUCUGUCAGAAGUAAUUGUUUAAUAUUAGGUGGUAGAGCAAUGGCAACUGACAAUGAACUGUUUACUCAAUAUCUUCUUGUCCGAUUCAUGAACAAGAGCAAUAGCAUUUUAAUAUCUAAAUUUUGUAGCGUGAAAUAACCAUUUGGGGGGGGGGAUAAUUUCUGAAAUCAGGACAUUAAUGAUUAUUCAUGUUAAAAAACAACAUCAAUAUAUUUUCAAAUAUUCAAAUCAAGUUUCAUUGAUUCUUAUGGCAUUCAUUCAAUUUAAUUGCUCAAUAGUGUAUUCAUCUGUGGUUUAUUUAAAUACAUUACUUAGGGAAAUAUAUUAAAUAGGCACCGUAAUAAUAGCACCUGAGCAUUUUUAGUGCAGUUUCUUCCUACAUUAACAUAGUUUUGGCCCUCUUUUUAGUAAUAAAUAAAAGUAAGACUUGUUACACACCCUUCUUGUGAAGAAUUAGUGACUUAGUGAUACAACUGUUUGUAGAUCAUGCGCUUCUGUGUAUAAAGAUCCCAUUAUGAUUGAUGAAUUUUGUGACAACAAGUGGAAUUGCAUAUGUCCUAAUAUUUUCUUUUUACCUUCAAAUUCAUUAUCAUUAAAACUGUUAGCAGACAUAUUUUAAACAGGAGAAUUGUAUCUCAUUGAAGAAAGAUUGUAGACGAAGUUUUAACUGCUGUGUAUAUUUUCAUGGUAUUACUGCUGUUGAUAAUAAAUUGUUAUGUUAUGGUGGAUUGGUUAAGUGUUAGGUAACAAUAUUUGUAAAACCUUUUAUUGAGUUAUUGAUAACAAUAUUUGUAAAACAUUAGUAUUUGCUGAUGCAUCACAAAGCAUGACCUUCACUCUUAACAUCAUCGGCAUGGAAGGAGUUCACAUUUGAACUGGGUCAUCUUGAAAAUCCAUAAAAAAUUGAAAGAGCUGUUCUUUUAAAAUGAAAGAGAUGCUCAUGUGUAAAGCAUUUACUGCCAUCUUUAUUGAAUUGCCAAAACCAUCUCUAUCACUCUACAUAGUUGCAUUUUGAUAUCAUUAUUUUUCAUAGAUUACCAGGCAUUCAUUGUUGCAAAGACAACUAUUGAAUUCCGCUUAGUAUUAUGGCAAUUUAAUUUGCUUAAAUGCCUGCACAGUUUGUAUAAUAUUGCUGUGUAUUUUUUAUUUGUUUUCAACAUGUAAUGAGCAUGUUACAUAGGUAAGUGAGGUUUCUACAUAUAAUGAGCAUGUUACGUAGGUAAGUGAGGUUUCUACAUAUAAUGAGCAUGUUACAUAGGCAAGUGAGGUUUCUACAUAUAAUGAGCAUGUUACAUAGGCAAGUGAGGUUUGCUACUUUCAAAUAAUGUUGCUCAUCAAGUAUCAUAUGUAUCUGUAGUUCUGUACUGCAAGCAAAAUAAUACAAAGAAAUAGCAGAAUAGAAAACCAUAUCCAAAUCUUAUUUCUUGUUCACCACUUGAAUGAACCUGUAGACAGAAAUGUCAUGCUUGGAAAAGUUUGUCCAAGAGUUUACAGUUCAUCAAUUAGAUACUCAAAUGCAACCAUGUGCUUUUAUUUACUUCUACAGAUUAAUAUAAACCCAUGAUUGGUCAGCUCAAUCAGUGAUUGACAACUGUCUACUGGUCAAAUUCGUGUCUAUAUUAAAUUUUUAUAUGUGGUCAUUCAUAAUAUAAUUACUGCUAUUGUUGUUACUAUGUAUACUACUCAAAAUUUGCUAAGGAUCACUGUUUAUAGUAUGUGUAAUUGGAAGUUUACCCCUAUCUAGAUUCAGCCAUCGUCACGCAUCAAUGAUACAUCAAUACAUAAAAACAAAAACACACAUUCUAAUAUCAAAACCUGAAAAUAACAAUUUAAAUUAAAUUAAAUUGAAGAUAAUGUGAAAAUAAAAAGUGAUCCUUAGCAAAUUUUGAGUAGUAUAUUUUUUAAAUAUAAAUGUGCUUUAUUUUAGGGCAUAAAAUUCCAUUCAGGAAAAACAAAUAAUAUACAGAUUUAAAUAUUAUUACAUCAUAAUAUUUUUUCACAAUUUCCCUGGGAGAAUCUUUGUGUUUGUGUCUUGUGCCAUAUAAGCCAAUGUAGCUCCAGACCAGCAUGUGCAUUCUUGUAAUCUGAUAAGGAGCUACCAUGACCACUAAUGAGACUACAUUCUUGCAUGACUUAAUGCACAGGCUGGUGUGGAGCCAUGUAUGCAGCAUAAGAGCCGUUUUCCCAUUAUGCGGAUCUUCUGUAUCAUCUCUGUGUUCUCCUGCAGAACUACUGUCAUACUAUAUGGCCCCUUGUGCCAAGCAUCUCAUGUUGGCUGUUGUCUCUGAUGUUAACACUACACAUAGCUUGUUAGACUGUAUAUGAAAUACGCACUAAGUCUGAUUGUGCUCCCCUUUAUUAAAUGACGUAUCUCUUACUAAAAUCUCAGUAUUUAUCAUUUUUAGCUCCACUGGCCAAGGGCCAGCGGGGCUUAUGUCAUGGUCCUGUAUCCGUCGUGCGUGCGUGCGUCUGUGCGUUAACUUUUUCUUUAAACAUCUUCUCCUAAACUACAAGUCCAAUGCUGAUAAAACUUCCCACAAAUGUUCCUGGAGUGAACUUCUUUCAAAUUUGUUCAAAUUAUGCCCCUGGGGUCAAAUUUGACCACGCCCCGGGGGUCAAUAAAUUGAACAUAUGCUUAUAUAAAGCCUAUUUUGUGCAAACUUUACAAAAUCUUUUUGUCCAUAACCAUUGGGACUAGUGCUACCACAUUUGGUAUGUAGUGACAUUUAAUAGUUCUCUACUUUGUUUGUUCAAAUUAUGCCCCUGGGGUCAAAUUUGACCCUGCCCCGGGGGGUCACAAAAAUCAACAUAUGCUUAUACAAAGCAUAUUUUGUGCAAACUUUAAAAAAUCUUUUUGUCCAUACCCGUAGGGCCUAGGGCUACCAAAUUCGGUAUUUAGUGACAUCUAAUAGUUCUCUACUUAGUUUGUUCAAAUAAUGCCCCUGGGGUCAAAUUUGACCCUGCCCAGUGAUCACGAAAAUGAACAUACGCUUAAAUAAGGCCUAUUUUGUGCAAACUUUAAAAAUCUUCUGUCCAUAACCGUAUGGCAUAUGGCUACCAAAUUUGGUAUUUAGUGACAUCUAAUAGUCCUCUACCAAGUUUGUUCAAAUUAAGCCACUGGGAUCAAAUUUGACCGUUCCCCAGGGGUCACAAAAUUGAACAUAUUGGGCCUAUUUUGUGCAAACUUUAAUAUUUUAAUACAUACCAAAUUUGGUAGAAAUAGGCCCAAUGGUUAUGGACAUAAAGAUUUUUAAAGUUCUCUACCAAGUUUUUUCAAAUUAUGCCCCUGGGGUCAAAUUUGACCCUGCCCCGGGGGUCACAAAAAUGAACAUUUUCUUAAAUAAGGCCUUUUUUGUGCAAACUUUAAAAAUCUUCUUGUUCAUAAUUAUAGAGCCUAGGGCUACUAAAUUUGGUACGUAGUGACAUUUAAUAGUAAAAAUAUGUGAAAUAGAAAGAACGACAAUAUCUUUUGGACCUACGUUAUAAGCAAAGGACCUGUGCGACAAUUCCCGGGCGUUUUAGUCUGUUUAGAUCGCUGUCACCCCGCUCGCUUAUUGAAAUGCGCGCGCAGGCCGGGAACCUCGCUCUUUACACACACAAUAACAGCCACUAAACACAAUGGGCGCCAGAUUUGAUUUUUGACGUGCUGAUUUUUUUCUGGAAAUCACCAUGACAGACGAAAUCAAGUUAAACAAUUGGUAAGGAAUGAUUCAUGUGUAUGCAAUUAACAAUAUAUUUUGUUGAUUGCCCCAUUAAUUGAGUGAAACAAUAGUUACAAGGAUUUAUCACAUCGUCUGUGGAUGUUUCUGUUGAAACUGAAAGUAGAUAGAAGAGCGAGGUUCCCGGUCUGCGCGCGCGCGCAUUUCAAUAAGCGAGCGGGUUGACAGCGUUUUAAUUAUGCAUAAUGACGCACUUCCGUUGCUUUAGAAAAUGGCGAGUGAUAUACCUUGUCAAUAUUUAUACAUACAUAGUCGAAGUAUCGUUUUUAAGAAGACGUUUUGUCGGAAGAUUUUUAUUAAUUUAGUAUGUGUAUGCAUUAAAAUAAACAAUGGGUAACUUAAAAAUCAAUAAAUUAAAAAAGAAACAUUGUCAUUGACAUCGAGCGCCUAUGGUCCGAUCUUCAUGAAACUUGGCCAGAAGAUUCAUCCCGAUAAUAUCUUGGACGAGUUCAAAAAUGAUGCCGGUUGGUUGAAAAACAUGGCUGCCAGCGGGCGGGGCAUUUUUCCUUAUAUAGCUAUAGUAAAACCUUGUUAACACUCUAGAGGCCACAUUUAUUUUCCGAUCUUCGUGUAACUUCGUCAGAAGAUUUGUCCCAAUAAUAUCUUGUCACCAGCGACUUUGGGCCUUUCAGACCCUCUUGUUAAUGUGACAACAUUAACCCACUUGUGAAGUGCUGUUUUUCUGCGUUUAAGUUCUUGUUUAACAAUGUGUAUUAUGUACAUGCCAUUUACCACUGUUAUACUCAUGGUUGUUAUUCAUAAAUAAUAUAUCUUAUCAUGCAUGUUUAUGCAUGUAGCAUUUUCAUUUUAGAUGCUGAUUAAACAUCCUUGCCAUA